Acanthosepion pharaonis is the source of this 3144-nucleotide messenger RNA. Lineage: Eukaryota; Metazoa; Mollusca; Cephalopoda; Sepiida; Sepiidae. The record is from the annotation of a GenBank genome assembly.
AUGGUGUCUAACCAUGGAGUUCAUAGUCGAAGAAAUUCGUUUUUCUUUAAAUAUUUGUUAUCCUCAACCGCGGCUGUCGUGGCCGAAACAGUUACGUAUCCGUUGGACUUGACUAAAACCAGACUUCAAAUCCAAGGAGAACAAGCAACAAAGUUGGAACUUUCUACACACCAGCCAUACAGAGGAAUGAUCAAAACUUUUAUUGGCAUUGUUAAGGAAGAAGGUGUUCAGAAACUUUGGCAAGGAGUGACACCAGCCAUUAUUAGACAUAUUGUCUAUACAGGAUGCCGAAUGAGUGUCUAUGAAAUUCUUAGAGAAAAUGUCUUCCUUAAGAAUCCAGAUGGAACAUUUCCAGUUUGGAAAGCUGGUUGCUGUGGAAUGGUUUCUGGUAUGAUAAGCCAGUUUCUUGCAAGUCCAACUGAUCUUGUUAAGGUGCAAAUGCAGAUGGAUGGGAAACGCCGUCUUGCUGGAAAGCCACCAAGAAUAAAGAGUACCACACAUGCAUUCCAGAAAAUAGCUGCUGAAGGUGGUGUCAGAGGAUUGUGGAGUGGUUGGGUGCCGAAUGUACAACGGGCUGCUUUAGUAAAUAUGGGUGAUUUGGCCACAUAUGAUACUUCAAAACACCUUAUCAUGAAACACACAUCUUUACAAGACAACGUAGUCACACAUUUUCUUUCAAGCAUAAUGUCUGGAAUUGUAGCUGCCAUUGUCAGCACGCCUGCAGAUGUUGUAAAAACAAGAGUUAUGAACCAGCCUCAUAAGAAUGGAAAGGGUGUCCUUUACAACUCUUCUCUGGACUGUUUAAUAAAGACUGUGAAGGCUGAAGGUGCUCUUUCUUUAUACAAAGGUUUUUUCCCAACUUGGGCUAGAAUGGCACCUUGGUCUUUGGUUUUCUGGCUGUCUUUUGAACAAAUCCGAAAAAUGACUGGAAGUGAUGAUGGAAAACCUGACAGCUUCUUUCUUUCUUUCUUUCUUUCUUUCUUUCUUUCUUUCUUUCUGUUUACAGUAAUUAUACUCUUUUCUUUCUUUUUUCCUUGUUUUUCGAUAAAAUAUCUCUCACCGUCUUCAUUCAAAAACAUGGCGUUCAGUACGCAGAUACUUUGUCCUAAUGGUAGACGGCAAAACGUCGUGUCGAAUCUUAAUUCCACUUUAUUACAGGUUCUGGAAGAUGUCUGUAAGAAACAAGGAUUCAUGCCUCCUGAAGAUUACUGCUUCAUGCAUGGCCGAAAGCAGCCAGAUUUGACUGUUUCCUUAAGGUACUUGGGUCUACCUAAUAAUGCCAAAUUAGAACUUGUCAAAGCCCCACAAUCACGGAAGGAGUCAGAAGUGUUGAUUGCCUUGCAACUGGAAGAUGGGACUCGACUGCAAAAGUCUUUUAAUCCUCAGGUUGUUCUCUGGGAAAUCUUGGAGAUUUGGCAGAAAGAAUCAGACAGUUCCUUGCAAGAAGCUUUGUCUACAACAGUGGAUAGUAGUUGCCAGCCUCCAAAGCAUCCAGUUUGUAUUUACAUGAGGGAAGAAGUAAUUGGUGAAUAUGCAUUAAAAAGGACACCUCUACGAAAACUGGGCCUUACCAGUGGCAAGGCAGUAAUCAGGUUUCUUCACCGUGAGGUUGAUGAUAUCACUUAUGCUGGCAUUGUUGAGCAGCUUGACAUUGAAGCCAACAAGAAAAGAAAGCUAGAAGAAAUAGCAGCUCGUCGUCAGCAGGAGGAGAGAAUUCAAAGCCCCACCAGCAACAGCAAUCAAGCCACAACCUCUCUCUCAAACAUUCCUGAAUCUAGUCCCUUACCAAAAGCGACACAGAACAGAAAACCUGAAGAAUCUAUGGAUGUAGAAAUGUCUUCAUGUGGAACGUCUUCAAAUGAAUCCAUGGAAGUUGUACAGUCGAGUGGUGCCAGGCCUAAAACUGUCAGGCAAACUACAGAUCAUGAAGAAGGCAUGGGAGGAUUUUCUCACUUCAGAGAACAGUUUGUAGAAUCUACCCAGAGUCAUUCUGAAGGGCGACCAAGACGGCAACGUCCACUGCAAUCUCCUUCCCAGAUGCAAUUCAAUCAAUAUUUACAAUCAAGUGCAAUAGAAAUGAACUUUGGUGAACCUGUUGAAGAAUUUAAAUUUCCUGAGGAAACAAAAGGACAGCAUCUUUAUCAUAAUGAAUUCAGCGAUGUAAAUCAUGAGGAUUUCAUGCCUUGUGAGAGAAAUGUCAAAGUUUUCAAUGCCAUGACUGACAAACCUUCUUCUCUUACAUUUGAAGAACCUUCUGAUGAAUUUUUUGAACUUACCAAAGCCGAUUUAAUGUGCAUGAUGUCAGACCUUCGUAAAAAAUUGCGGGACGUUGAGGAGCAGCCUUUGAUAACCAAAUCUCUGCGAGAAUCAAUGAAGAAUGAGAGGUACUGUAAAUAUGAGCAAGUUGUAAUUCGUGUGCAGUUUCCAAAUUAUUUAGUACUCCAAGGAUUCUUCAAGCCUAAAGAAACAGUUUUUUCUCUCUACAAAUUUGUGAAAGAGAACUUGGAAGACAAAAAUAUGGAUUUCUAUAUAUAUGUGACUCCGCCUAAGAAAGUUUUGAAUGACAUGAGUGAAAGUUUAAUCCAGGCUGAUCUUGUCCCAGCUUCCAUAGUUUAUUUCGGCUGCCAAUCAGAAAAAGCACAUUAUCUCAAGAAAGACCUUACAUCUUCACUUUUUAUUGGGAUUUUUUUUGUUUUUCUUUAUUUGAUCUUCUUUUCUUCUUCUUUUCUUUCUAUUUUCUCCCCUUUUUCCCUCUUUGUCUCUUUUCCCCCUCUUUGUCUCUUUUCUUCCCCUUUGUCUCUUUUUUUUCCCUCUUUGUCUCUUUUCUUCCCCCUUUUUCCCUCUUUGUCUCUUUUCCCCCCUUUUUCCCUCUUUGUCUCUUUUCUUUCCCCUUUUUCCCUCUUUGUCUCUUUUCUUUCCCCUUUUUCCCUCUUUGUCUCUUUUCUUCCCCCUUUUUCCCUCUUUGUCUCUUUUCUUCCCCCUUUUUCCCUCUUUGUCUCUUUUCUUCCCCCUUUUUCCCUCUUUGUCUCUUUUCUUCCCCCUUUUUCCCUCUUUGUCUUUUUUUUUCUGUUUUCUUCUUUUUGUUCUUUCCUUCUUUUUGUUCUUUCCUUCUUUCUUUUUAUUUUUUUUCCCUUAUCAAAAUGA